Molecule: messenger RNA, 2023 nt
Organism: Oncorhynchus gorbuscha (pink salmon)
Lineage: Eukaryota; Metazoa; Chordata; Actinopteri; Salmoniformes; Salmonidae
Exons: 2
Coding region: 935-1993 (352 amino acids)
Source: RefSeq, a predicted model, not a curated record
GGCUAACGUUCACUAGCUAGCUAACACAGGCUAGCGUUCAUUAGCUAGCUAACAUGCUAACGUUCACUAGCUAGCUAACAGGCUAACGUUCACUAGCUUGCUAACAGGCUAACGUUCACUAGCUUGCUAACUGGCUAACGUUCACUAGCUUGCUAACAGGCUAACGUUCAUUAGCUAGCUAACAGGCUAACGUUCACUAGCUAGCUAACAGGCUAAAUAAAUGCUAUAAUCACCUCCCAGCCACAUCUAGCUAAGUGGAUGAGUCACUACUGUCUAGACAUGUUCAUUAAAUACAAUAGAUGGCUGUAAUCUCCCAGCCAUACAUCUAGCUAAGUGAAUGGGUCAUGUAAUCAUCUGGCGAAGUGGAGUCUUUUGUUUAGACAUGUAGCUAGCUAGCUAAACAAUGAAUCACAAUUCCCAACCCAUACAGUACUAGCAAUACAAACUGAUCGUCAUAGCUAGCCACCAUACAUGAAUCUGCAGGUAGGUUCAAUGUUAGCUAGCUAACAUUAGGCUGUAACUAGCAAUGCAAAAUGGCUGUCUGAUAUACAACUGAUAUUACUACACAGAUCAUACGCGUAACGUUAGCUAGCGAGCUAGCAGGCUGACGUUCCCUAGCAACCUAACAGUAAGCCUUGCAGUGAAAACGACUUUCUGAUCGAAUUAGAAACGUAUAAUGUCUGAAAUGGUACUCUUACCCAUUAAACAUGGAUGCAUGCUUCACUGGAAACAUUUUGACUCUGUUUUUGUUUUGUAGUUACAGUUUGUUUGGCCCACUUUGUGUCAAGUCACUCCGGUUCACACUGAGCGUAGUAGUAGUAGUAGUAGUAGUAGUAGUAGUAGUAGUAGUAGUAGUAGUAGUAGUAGUAGUCCGGCACAACCUUUUCUCACUGAUCUUUGUCUUUGGCACCUGAUUUAUAAUAACAAGACAGCAAUGUUGUUGAGAGCAGUUAUUCAGUUAUACCCUGUUCACCACAUGGUCAAUCUGCUGCAUGGUAUACCCUGUUCACCACAUGGUCAAUCUGCUGCAUGGUAUACCCUGUUCACCACAUGGUCAAUCUGCUGCAUGUUAUACCCUGUUCACCACAUGGUCAAUCUGCUGCAUGUUAUUCAGUUAUACCCUGUUCACCACAUGGUCAAUCUGCUGCAUGUUAUUCAGUUAUACCCUGUUCACCACAUGGUCAAUCUGCUGCAUGGUAUACCCUGUUCACCACAUGGUCAAUCUGCUGCAUGGUAUACCCUGUUCACCACAUGGUCAAUCUGCUGCAUGGUAUUCAGUUAUACCCUGUUCACCACAUGGUCAAUCUGCUGCAUGUUAUACCCUGUUCACCACAUGGUCAAUCUGCUGCAUGGUAUUCAGUUAUACCCUGUUCACCACAUGGUCAAUCUGCUGCAUGUUAUUCAGUUAUACCCUGUUCACCACAUGGUCAAUCUGCUGCAUGUUAUUCAGUUAUACCCUGUUCACCACAUGGUCAAUCUGCUGCAUGUUAUUCAGUUAUACCCUGUUCACCACAUGGUCAAUCUGCUGCAUGUUAUUCAGUUAUACCCUGUUCACCACAUGGUCAAUCUGCUGCAUGGUAUACCCUGUUCACCACAUGGUCAAUCUGCUGCAUGGUAUACCCUGUUCACCACAUGGUCAAUCUGCUGCAUGGUAUUCAGUUAUACCCUGUUCACCACAUGGUCAAUCUGCUGCAUGUUAUUCAGUUAUACCCUGUUCACCACAUGGUCAAUCUGCUGCAUGGUAUACCCUGUUCACCACAUGGUCAAUCUGCUGCAUGGUAUACCCUGUUCACCACAUGGUCAAUCUGCUGCAUGGUAUACCCUGUUCACCACAUGGUCAAUCUGCUGCAUGUUAUACAGUUAUACCCUGUUCACCACAUGGUCAAUCUGCUGGAUGUACAACAGUCACCCGGCUGCGGCCUUGUCCUGCUCUGAAGCCUUUACCCCGAGGCUCUAUCAUGUUGCACUUGACUUCUACAGUUCCAACUAUUAACGUUCAAGUUCCCUCUCUCCCUUUUCCCUU